AUGUCUACAGCCGAACAGAUAAUCGCUCACGUUCAGAGCUCCACGGGCCUCUGCAUUUCCCCGGCAUGGCUCAGCAGCUUCAUAAGUUCCUCUAGCGCACAGCGCAACAUCCCCGCCUCCACACUCACCAAGACAGCUCUAUUUCGCGUCCUCGCCUCCGACUUCCGCGAAUCCCUUUCCAACAACCCCACCUCUCUGUUUCCCCUCGAUACUUCAGAUCCAAAAAUACAAGAACGACGCCUUCAAGGUCCCAUCCCAGUACAGGUCCUCGAUAUUGAAGACAUAGGCACUAGUCUUUGGAGCCAAGUCGAAGCAAUCGAGCGAGUGGAGCGCGGUGAAUCGAUUCGAGGACGUGAAAUUGUGCGCACAGUCAAUGUGGGUGAGGAUGCUGCUGAGGCCGCGGCAAACAAUGGAUCGGGGACAAAUCCAGGCGCGUCGGGGAGUAGUGGUUCUGGGCCGCAUCGAUUAAUUCUUCAAGAUGCGGCUGGGACCAGGGCUGUUGGAGUCGAGAUGAAGCGAAUAGAUGGUGUUUCGCUAGAAAAGCUGGCUAUUGGAGCAAAGUUCUUACUACGAGGCGCGACAGUUGCGAGGGGGAUUAUCCUUCUGGAUCCUGGGUGCGCUACUCUACUCGGUGGGAAAAUCGAGUUGCUAGAUAGGCCGUGGAAGGAAGGGAGAAAGUCCAGGUUGCUUGAGAGAAUUGCGUCUAUGCAAGUGGAGGAUACUCAAUAA
Penicillium verhagenii is the source of this 729-nucleotide messenger RNA. Its product is annotated as OB fold domain-containing protein. Gene Ontology annotation, cellular component: RecQ family helicase-topoisomerase III complex; nuclear body. Bases 1 to 729 code for a protein of 242 amino acids. The transcript has a single exon. Gene Ontology annotation, biological process: double-strand break repair via homologous recombination; resolution of meiotic recombination intermediates. NCBI's taxonomy places the organism in Eukaryota, Fungi, Ascomycota, Eurotiomycetes, Eurotiales, Aspergillaceae. The record is from RefSeq and is a predicted model, not a curated record.